Messenger RNA from Plodia interpunctella (Indianmeal moth), 1761 nucleotides. RefSeq lists its product as uncharacterized. The record is from RefSeq and is a predicted model, not a curated record. The transcript is spliced from 10 exons. NCBI's taxonomy places the organism in Eukaryota, Metazoa, Arthropoda, Insecta, Lepidoptera, Pyralidae. Bases 201 to 1610 code for a protein of 469 amino acids. Gene Ontology annotation, biological process: cholesterol metabolic process. Gene Ontology annotation, cellular component: endoplasmic reticulum membrane.
GAAUAGACAUAGCCCGUUCCUACCAUUUACAAACGCUAUUGACUUGUUGUUUGAUAAUGUGUUAGUGUUCUAAAUUAUUAUUUUUAAUAAACAAGUUUAGUCGAUUUGAAUAACUUUAUAGUUGAAGAUUUGUGUAGAAAAUUGGAAAAUUGUGGUUUUCACUUCAAAUAAAUCUAACGUUGAGAAGAUCAGUAUAAGCCAUGACAGAUAACCUGCGCAGGCGCAAGAAAGAGCCAGAGAAACAGAACGGCACUGCGAAGUAUGGUGACGAGAAGACACCAGACACGGAGUUCGCAUUGCGCGAGUCUCCGCUGACGCUGCUGCUGCAGAGCUCCCCGCACGUGAAGGUGGUGUAUCACAUCUUUGUGGUGAUCCUCAUCAUCCUGCUGCUGGACACGGUGGUCUACGACCUGGUCGAGAAAGGAAAGAUAAACAUUGGGUUGAGUGUAGUCAAGUAUGGAUUCGGUGACAUAAAGCGAGGGUUCAAGCUGUGGCUGUUCACACUGACGGUCACUCUCGCAUUUUAUCCGGGAUUGAGAAUAUACGCAGGGGGGCAGAAUUAUGUCCGAAAACUACCUGCAUUGCAUCGGAUAUGGAAGUAUCUAGGAAUAUCAGGACUGGUGGGUCUUCAGGGAGCGCUUUUGGGUGUGACUAUUUGGGAUCUAGGCAGAACACAUCUCGAAAUUGCAUCAUCAGCUGCUGUUACAUUAGAAAUGUUCCGCCUUUCGAUGAAGAUACAUGGCAUCGCAAUGGCCUGUAUACCCAGACUUCAAAAUGGACGCACGCCUUUGCCCACUCUCAAGAACUUCAUCUAUUACCUGUUUGCACCUACCUUUAUAUAUCGCGACGAAUAUCCCAGAACAAAGAAGAUUAGGUGGGGACUCGUAGUGUUCCAUUUCCUGGAGGUUGCUGGCGUUGUUUUCUACAACAGCUUUCUGUGGGAGCGGUUUAUUCUACCGUAUUGGUCUGACUACGGUAAGCAAACAAAGGUGGAAGCAGGCAUGAUAGUGAGAGGAUUAUUCGGGUGUGUGCUGCCGGGUGUGAUCUCGUUCCUGUGCGGCUUCUACUGCGUCCUGCACGCCUGGUGCAACGCCUUCGCGGAAAUGAUGACUUUCGGGGACAGGCUCUUUUAUGAGGAAUGGUGGGUGACGUCGCAGUUCUCCCGGUAUUACCGCGCGUGGAACCGCGUGGUGUACUCGUGGUUGCGGUGCUACAUCUACCGACCGCUCGUGCCGCAGGCCGGCAGGGCCGUGUCCACCUUCGUCGUGUUUUUUAUUUCAGCUAUGGUACAUGAAGUGAUACUGGCUCUAGCUUUUGGAUUCUUUUACCCAGUGCUGCUCUUAGAAUUUGGUGUUUUUGGGCUCUUAUUCUUGCCCAUCACAGCCUACGCAGGGAAACGAUUCCCAAAUGCGCUGAAUUUAUUUAUGUGGUUCACGUUCUUCAUUGGAAAUGGUAUUCUUUGGAGUCUAUACCCGAUGGAGUAUUUCGCCCGCAAAAACUGUCCACCUUCAGAUAACGACAGUUUCUUUAUUCCCAAAUCUUGGUCCUGCCCAGAAGUCGUACUUAAACCCAACUGGACUUUCCAAAACCCUUUUGACUUAAUUUAUUAACCUCUCAUUGUAUCUAACAGAAAAUUAUUUAGUUAACAUAUUGAGGUACCCUACCUACUUAAUUUAUAUAUCAACGAAAAUAAAUACUAAGUGUCAGUAAGUAAAAAAAAUAAAGAAAAACUUCAAGAUAUGAUUAAAAUUGUCACUUUCA